This is a messenger RNA of Mugil cephalus (flathead mullet), 2726 nucleotides long. RefSeq names its product E3 ubiquitin/ISG15 ligase TRIM25-like. Lineage: Eukaryota; Metazoa; Chordata; Actinopteri; Mugiliformes; Mugilidae. The coding region runs from base 1 to 1680 and encodes 559 amino acids. Gene Ontology annotation, molecular function: zinc ion binding; protein binding. The record is from RefSeq and is a predicted model, not a curated record. The transcript is spliced from 6 exons.
AUGGGGACCGUGGAGGAAACUUUGAAGUGUCCCGUCUGCCAGGAUUUCUUCACAGAGCCUGUGACGCUCCAGUGCGGACAUGGCUUCUGCCUCACCUGCAUCCAGGCCGUCUGGGAAACAGAUGUGUCUAGCGAGGGGCCUUUUUUCUGCCCAGAGUGUCAGAUAUUUCUACCCUCCAACAUCACUCUGGAGAUAAACACUGACCUUCAAAGCAGAGUAAAUGACUUCACUUCUAACAGGUCGUCAGCACCGUCAGAGGAACAGAGAACAAAUCCGAGUAGUGCGGCCAAGCCACCUUCUACCAUCCGCUGCGAUCAUUGCAUAGAGACGCCAUCGGUGGCCGUAAGGACCUGUCUGACCUGCGACGCCUCGCUGUGCCAGGCUCACGCCCUGCUGCACCAGCGGAGAUCUGCUCUGAGGGAGCACACGGUGGUGGAGGUUAUCAGGGAUCCACUGUCUCUGAAGUGCAGGGAGCAUCGUGAUGAGCUCAAGCUCUUCUGCAUGGAGGAAAAGGUCCCUGUGUGCUGUUUGUGUGUCCUGGUUGGCACGCACAAGCACCACAAGGCAUCUCAGCUCCAUGAAGCCAGUGCAGAAUUCAAAAGUAUGCUGGAGACCACCAUGAGCAAGCUGCUGAAGAGGAGAAGUGAAGCGGAACAUGUCAUCGAGGACUUGGAGUCUCUGUACACAGAAACAGUGAAGUCUGCCGCAGAUUUCAGAGAGCGAAUCUCAGACAAGUACAGCAGAAUCCGCGUGGUGCUCGACGGUGAUGAGCGUCUGAUGAUGCAGAUCAUAGAUGCAGAGGAGGCCUGCAUGACCGAGUGGCUGGAUGCCCAGAGGAGCAUCAUGGAGGCUCAGAUAAAAGAGAUAGACGGACUGAGAGCCUCCAGAAAAUCACUGCUGCAGGAAACGAAUGACCUGCGAUUCCUACAGCAAAUCACAUCACAGAAUCUUUGUGAUCCUUUGGAUUUUGCAACAGUCCAGGAUGUUGACAGGGUCCUGUGUGAUCCUGAGAAGCUGCGGACAGUGGAAAGGCUGGUGGAUGACCUUUGUGUAACUCUGUCCCAACACUUUCCACGAACGUGGUCAUAUCUAAGUUCUCCUACUUUGGACUCCAAAACAGCCCAUCCAAAAUUGGAAAUAACUCAAGACGGAAAACAAGUGUACUGGAGACGCCAACCUGACAGCAAAGGGGCGAGCCCUCAACCGUACGACUCCCAGUACAGUGUUCUGGCUCAAGAGAGUUUUACAAAUGGUCAGCACUACUGGGAAGUCAUUGUCCAGGACAAACCCUUCUGGAUGAUAGGUGUAACCACUGGUUCGUUCGACGAAAAAAGUAAUCUGGGUAAGACUUCCUCCAACCUGGGCGUGAACAACACAUCGUGGUGCAUCUACCACGGAGAUGGAAAGUAUCUGGCAUGCCACGACACACAGGAGAAGCAGCUGCCCGUGGCAAAGAGAGUCAGAAAGCUGGGCAUACACGCAAAUCUCCAGAAGGGGGAGCUGUCAUUCUACGAUUCCGAUGCCAUGACCCUGCUUCACUCUUUCUGUGUACAGUGCACAAAGCCCCUCUACCCCAUGUUUAACCCUUGCAUUGACAUGAAUGGAGUGAAUAGGCAGCCUCUUACGUUGUUUUGGAUUCAGGACCCGUGGGACUGGAAUGCAGGUGGAAGUAAAGAGUGAAAUCACAAGACAACUGCAAAAAAAAUCAAUUUUUGCAUGAAAUUACAGGAUGGGAAAGUGCUUUAAAAGAUGUUUGCUUGUCAAAAUUGCAUGAAAAUCAUCAGUUUUCAUGUCAGGAAUUGUUCCAGAUACGAUGGAAGCUAUGAUAAGGCACUAUACCAACAGUACCUCUGUGAUAUGGUGUUAUGAUUAUAUUACUAUUAAUGCUAUUGUAGUGCUAUAAUCCUGUAGAAACCUGUCAGUUAAGAAAAGCAUUUAAUAAUUUGUAUGUUACCUUUUCAGUGUCUGCAGUUGUCAUGCACAGUAAUUGGCUGCAAUUUUAUUCUAUAUUAAGGUCUAUCUGUUUGUUCUGCAGCUCAGCAGCUCUCUUGUUUGACUUGACGUAGUUCGGGGAGGUAAUGACCCAUGUGUAAACUACGGGCUCGCUCUUUGUGCAACUGUCCCUUGGGCUCACCGGACCAUGUAGGACAUGUACGCCUUCAGUCUCACAUGUCAGUGGCCCCACAGAGCCGUUGCCCUGCAGCAAACUAUACACCCAGUGAGGUCGAAUAGCACGAGCUGUAACAUCAUUGUACUCCUGAAAGAGGAGAACUAACUCUCUGAUUUACAAUUAUCUUUGCAACAUGCUUUUUCCUUCUGCGCGGAGAAAAUAGAACUUUUAUCAGUAACACUUGCCGUGUACUUGUUAAUUAAAGUCAUGUUGAUAAAAACUGAGAAAGAUGAAGCUUUUAUCAGUGUAAAUAUCCACAUUUGACCAAUUUCCCAAUAAAAUAUCUUUAUUGUUAACUGCUGUCAUUUGCUUACAUUCAUCAGAGACAUAACCACAACAGACUGUACUUGGUUAAUAAGAAAAAUUCAACACCUUUCCCCUCUCCCUGGUUGCAUCAUUUUAAAUUCACUGAGUCUUCCCCUUUUACUCAGAGGCAUUAUUUCUAUUAUGAUAAGAGAAUAUGAUUCUCAAUGCAGUAUUUUGCUCUGUUGGCCAGAAUACAUAAAAUUAUAUAAUAAUUACAUUUUUGGAAAGCUCACAUUAAAUUGAAACAGAU